Molecule: messenger RNA, 1186 nt
Organism: Solanum pennellii
Lineage: Eukaryota; Viridiplantae; Streptophyta; Magnoliopsida; Solanales; Solanaceae
Product: transcription factor MYB53-like
Exons: 3
Coding region: 40-990 (316 amino acids)
Source: RefSeq, a predicted model, not a curated record
AUAAAUUAUAAAAAACUAUAGUCUAUUUGAUAUAAUAAUAUGGGAAGGUCUCCUUUUUGUGAUGAAAUAGGCCUUAAGAAAGGUCCUUGGACUCCAGAAGAAGAUCAAAAACUCAUCAAUCAUAUCAAGAAACAUGGUCAUGGUAGCUGGAGAGCCCUCCCUAAACUUGCAGGUCUUAAUAGAUGUGGAAAGAGUUGCAGAUUGAGGUGGACUAAUUAUCUUAGGCCAGAUAUCAAGAGAGGCAAGUUUUCUCAAGAAGAAGAACAAACCAUCCUCAAUCUUCAUGCUAUUCUUGGCAACAAGUGGUCGGCAAUUGCAACACAUCUACCUGGGCGAACUGACAAUGAAAUCAAGAAUUUCUGGAACACGCAUCUGAAAAAGAAGCUAAUACAAAUGGGGUAUGAUCCAAUGACUCAUAGACCACGAACCGAUAUAUUUAACAGCUUGCCUCAUCUUAUAGCUCUUGCAAAAUUGAAGGAAUUAGUUGAACAUCAUCACUCAUCAUGGGAAGGAUCACAACAAGCAGCUUCUAAUAUUGCAAUGAGAUCACUACAAUCUGAAGUUGCUACUCUUCAAUAUCUGAAUUUCCUUCUUUUACCACAAAACAUACUACCAACUACUAAUGUCAAUAUCCCAGAAAUAGAAGGUUAUAAUAAUCUUUUAAACUCUAUUAAUAUUGCCAAUAAUUCCCUCAACAAUAUUAAUAUCCCACCACCUAAUAAUUCAACUAGUCUUCAAGAUUCAAUCCAUUUCUCCCAUUUACCUGAAUUACAAGACAUGAUAAACACAACUACUACUACUUCUCCAUGGCAACUUCCUCCUACCUCUUCUUCUUCUCCGGCGAUUAUUGCAACAAAUGAUCAAUCAAAUUCCUCCAUUAAUCAUACUGGAGAAGGAGAUAAUACUAAUUGUACUCCUCCUUUCUUUGGAGGAGCAAAUCCUAAUUCAGAUUGGCCUGAUAUUCUUCUUGAAGACUCUUUCUUUCCAUGAUAUUCCCUAGUUGUUAAUUAUAAUUAAUUACAAGAAGAUAUAUAUAUGAUACUGUUGACAGACAUAUCUAUUCAUGAUAUCGAAUAAAAAUGAUCAUCAUUAUCAGAGUAUACCAUGAGUACUAGUAAAUAUGGUAUGUAAGGGCUUGGAGUUUCUUGUUUUACCACUUUUCAUGUCUUCCUCUACUUUUUUUUUU